GAAUGCCGCACUCCAUGACAUCAGAGGGACUGGAGAUCACGUUUGCCACCAACCACCUGGGCCCCUUCCUGCUCACCAACCUUCUCGUGGAUUUCAUGAAACGCUCGGCGCCGAGCCGCAUCGUCUUCCUGGGUUCCUUCAUGCACAAUAAAGGGUACAUAGACGUCAGCAACCUGUACGGGAAGAACAUGGAGAGACAGAGAUUCAACGACACCUACAACUGCACCAAACUGAUGAACACCAUCUGUGCCGGAGAGCUGGCCGAGAGGCUGAAUGGCACCGGUGUGACGGUGACCACAGUUAAUCCCGGCAUUGUGAUGACGGAGGCCUUGCGCCACUACAACAUACUCAUGAGAGUCAUCUUCAACAUCAUCGGGUUCUUCUUCUUUAAGACGGCGGAGGAGGGGGCGGUCAGCACCAUAUUCUGUGCCGUGUCGGAGGAGGCCGAAGGUCUGACUGGGAAGUAUGUAGACAGCGAUUGUCUGAUUGAGAUUCCCGCGGCGAAGGCUCGGGAUCCGGCUGUGACCAGGAAACUAUGGGAGGCCUGCGAGGCUGCGACCAGCCUGACCGCUGAUCCCCGGCAAUGAUGGCGGCAAU
Molecule: messenger RNA, 597 nt
Organism: Nanorana parkeri
Lineage: Eukaryota; Metazoa; Chordata; Amphibia; Anura; Dicroglossidae
Product: retinol dehydrogenase 14-like
Exons: 4
Source: RefSeq, a predicted model, not a curated record